This is a messenger RNA of Arctia plantaginis, 252 nucleotides long. The record is from the annotation of a GenBank genome assembly. Lineage: Eukaryota; Metazoa; Arthropoda; Insecta; Lepidoptera; Erebidae.
AUGAAAAAGCACAUUGCUACAGUAGUCGUGGUCUUUACAUCUUCCUCGCCACGUGUUUUAGGCACCUACAAAUUAGGUGUUCACGACGAGAACUUCGGGAAUCUUCUGGAUGGCGGGUCAGGACUGACUGAACAUUCUGACAGUGAUGACGACUUCAACAUUGACGAUGACUCUUUUCUCGUACCUAACUUGACACAACGCCAGCGGAAGUAUUACGGAGGGAGGGUUACGCCAAUGGCCGAGCCGAGUUAG